AUGAAAAACCGUCUUAUUAUAUCAUCCGUCUUCCUUCAUUUACUAUUGCAACUAAUAUUGACUACUAUUUCGUCCAUACAUUGGUUUUUAUUAUUAAUUUCAUUUAUUGUCUAUACACUUAUACUUUAUAAACAAUAUUAUUAUUCGAAAAAUCCUAGUCUUUUUUGUAAUCAUUAUAUAUCAUCGAUAAUCUUUACUGCUAUUCACUUUAUAUUUGUUCUAUCUUAUAAUAAAAUACUUCCGUGGGAAAUUGGUCUUGUCAUUUUAUUCUUACUGCUUAUUCUUCAUUAUUCUCGACGAUUAGGUGCAUCAAUAUUCAGAUGGGAUCUUGUUUGGUUACCUCUUGGUCAUCAACAAGAAUAUGAUGCUAACGUGUCUAUAGUUGUAAUCAAAUUUCUUGUUUCAAGUUUACUUUUCUUUGGAUAUGUAUGUCAGUUAUGUUUAACAACAGUAUGCACACCAUCAAUGUAUUUUGAUUGGUUUCUUAUUGUUACAGAUUGUCGUUAUACCUAUUCUAAUCUACUUUCAAGUUACACAUUUGCCGGUGGUAUUCUUGUCUUAUUAUCAUGGACAGUCGUGUCAUUUCUACAUUUGAUAGUUCACCGAUUUAGAUCUUAG
Molecule: messenger RNA, 618 nt
Organism: Adineta steineri
Lineage: Eukaryota; Metazoa; Rotifera; Eurotatoria; Adinetida; Adinetidae
Source: the annotation of a GenBank genome assembly